This is a messenger RNA of Ogataea angusta, 324 nucleotides long. RefSeq lists its product as uncharacterized. NCBI's taxonomy places the organism in Eukaryota, Fungi, Ascomycota, Pichiomycetes, Pichiales, Pichiaceae. The transcript has a single exon. The record is from RefSeq and is a predicted model, not a curated record. Bases 1 to 324 code for a protein of 107 amino acids.
AUGGAAUAUGCGAGAUUUCUGUGGGGUACCCUCGAUCUGCACGCAUUGUCCCCAGACGAUCGCUAUUGUUGUGUCGACGACCGGGGAAAUUUGCCGCCGGUGUUUUCAUCGGCGGUCAUUGUCCCGUCUGCAGGUGUCGAGGACGUUCCAGGCCAGACGCUGCCGGUCUGGGAAUUGCUGCUUCCCGAACGGGGAUCUUGGAUCUGUGGACGAAUCGGAGAAUCGCCCCGAUGCUGGUCUGCCCGCCGCUUUUCAAUGUGCUCACUGCUCCGUCCCUAUGCAAAGCCCCCCCACGGACGGCACAUGGGGCUACAAAUUGGGUAA